Molecule: messenger RNA, 2487 nt
Organism: Erythranthe guttata (spotted monkey flower)
Lineage: Eukaryota; Viridiplantae; Streptophyta; Magnoliopsida; Lamiales; Phrymaceae
Source: RefSeq, a predicted model, not a curated record
AUGGCUUAUGCUGCUGUGAUUUCCCUUAAACAGACAAUUGAGCGAAGCCGACUCGGAACAUCUUGUACAAAAAUCCUAGAAUAUUUGUACGAUGAGGUUUCUGCAUUGCAAGAGGUUCUCAAAGAGUUUGACAGCAGCAGUAGAGCCAUCAGCAGGGAGAAGGUGAAUGAUCUGGACGGGCAAAUCAGAGGGGCAGUAUGGGAAUUAGAAGAUGUAAUCGAAUCGCAUUGCCCAAAUCAGUUUCUUUCACUAUUUGAUGAAGAAAUAUCACCUGGAGAAGAAGAUGAUCCUCCAUUCUUGUUCUUGGAGGAACUAAAGCAAGAUAUCGAUUCCUUUAUCCGAACGGUGGACAACCUGAAGAAGGCCUACGUUCACGAGUUACAAAAUCCAUCGCAUGAAGAAGAAGAAGAAGAAGAAGACGAAAAAGACGAAUUCGUCCAUUCAAGACCCGACGAGUCGAAAAUACGCAUGGUUGGAUUAUCCGAUCAGUUCAAGAAAGUGAAAAACUGGCUCACGAACAAAUUACCACGAGGGCCAACACCACGGCAUCUGAAGAGGACGCUCGCGCUAUUCGGAACGGCAGGCAUCGGUAAGACAGCUCUCGCAUUAAAACUCUUUCAAGAUCCGUCGAUUUCUAGUCAUUUCGACAGAAGUUUGUUCGUCACUGUGGGCCCGAAAUACCAAUUAAAACGCGUCUUGAUAGAUAUACUAAAGCAAGUGAAAAAUCCUGACGACAUUGAUGAAGAGAUAAUGCUGAUGAAAGAAGAGAUUAUGAUAGAUGCCUUAAAGGAGUUGAUGCACAGAAGUUUAGAUGAUGAUAAGAGGUACUUGAUGGUGCUGGAUGACAUAUGGGACAAUGAUGUAUGGUUUGGCUUGAUACAUCAUUUUCCGGAUGACAAUAGAGGAAGUCGAAUAUUGAUCACAACUAGGCUAAGGGAAGUGGCUCAUACUGCCAACGCUGAUGUUGAUUGCGAAGUACGAUUUCUUGAUAAGAAAGAAAGUUGGGAUCUUCUUCGUGAGAAGGUGUUUGGUGAACAAGAGUCGUUACCUUACGAACUUGAGAAAGCUGGAAAGAAGAUUGCUGAGAAAUGUGAAGGUCUUCCUCUUACGAUCAUCACAGUUGCCAAAAUCCUGUCCAAAUCCGACAAGACAACAGAGUACUGGAACAAAGUAGCUGCUGAGAAACAAAAUUCGGUUUUCAUGGAUGCGUACGAGAAAAUGUCCAAGGUACUACAUCCAAGCUAUGAAUACUUACCUCAAUAUUUAAAAGCAUGCUUUCUGUAUAUGGGAGUUUUCCCUCAAAAUUAUGAAAUACCCUACUCCAAGCUCGUCAACUUGUGGAGAGCUGAAGGAUUUCUCUCGUACGUGGACGAAACUACAAAUGAAUAUUUCGCUGUGAAACAUUUGUUCGGUAUUUUCUCCAAAAGUCUUUUCACGUGGAACAUAUCUUCAUCAGAAUAUUUCGCUGUGAAAUGUUUGUUCGAGCUUAUCUCGAAAAGUCUUGUAAUGAUCCACAAGCAGAGCUAUAGUAAUGGAAUGAAAACUUUUAGCCUCCAUUCUCCCUUUUGGUACCUGUGCAACAAAGAAGCGAUGAAGAGAAAGUUUUUCUACGCCUUAAAUACUCUUGCCGAUGCUUUAGCAGAAGAAGGUACAGAAGGACAUCGUAGAUUGUGCGUUCGCAAUAACGUUUUAUUCGCCAUCAAAGAUGUGUAUGACUGGGUGGAGUCCACUUCAACUGUACGUUCUCUCCUAUGUACAGGUCCAUAUCAUCCAUAUCCAGUGCCAGUAUGUUCGAGUUUGAGUUUGCUAAAGAUACUCGACGCACUUACAAUCCGAUUCUACGAAUUCUCAAUGGAAGUAGUUACAUUAGUUCAACUGACGUACCUUGCCCUUACAUUCAAUGGAAACCUCCCUUCUUCCAUAUCCAAUCUUUGGAAUCUUGAGUACUUGAUUGUGCGUCGGCAUUUGAGCAUCAUAGGAUUUGGUGGGAAUUAUUCCUCGUAUUUGCCUAUGGAGAUAUGGCGUAUGCAAGAACUGAAGCAUGUUCAUGUAAUGGGAAGCGAUUUACCAGAUCCACCGACUGAAGAAGAAGAAUCUCUCUUACCAAACCUUCUAUCACUUUUAGAUGUGACUCCUCAAAGUUGCACCAAAGAUGUUUUCGAACGAACGCCUAAUCUACAAAAGUUAGGAAUUCGAAUUCAAUUGUCUAUUAAUGACGAUGAACCCUUUUCCUUCUUCGAUCACAUUUCCCAUCUUCAUAAACUAGAAAAACUUAAAUGCGCAAUCGUAAAUCCUAAAAUCAUGUUGUCUGGCGUUGUUGCCCCACCUGUUCCUCUUUCGAUAUUUCCACCGAGUCUUGUGAAGUUGACUUUGAGCGGCUUAGGAUAUCCGUGGGAAGAAAUGAGCAAGAUUUCUUCGUUGCCAAGUCUUAGAGUGCUGAAAUUACGGUGCCAUGCGUUUCGAGGGGCAAAGUGGACAGUGAUAUAG